AUGGAUGUAGCACCCAAUUCUACAGCUUCAGAGGAUUCUAAUGCUACCCCUGGCUUGACAAAAAACGAAGAACUCGCAUGUCCCGUGUGUAAUGAAAAGACGGUCGAUCUUUUGCAACUGAACAACCAUCUGGAUCGCACCCAUGGCUUUGCUGAAGAACCAGACCAGGAUGAGCUAUUACAGAAAAAUGAUCACCGUUUUGAUGGCACCAAACACAAAAGUAAACCUUUGGCAGCAAAAACCAAAUUCACGUUGAACAGAAGUCAUUGGAUAGAACCACACACGAAUCAUAGCCGGUGCCACAAAUGCUGCGCUAAACUGAAUCGUUCAACAGGUCACAUAAAUUGCAGAAAAUGCGGAGAGUUAUUCUGUAUAAAGCAUUGUCAAAACGUCAUCAAAUUAAACGUAAACGCAGAGUACGAUCCGAGAGAUGGAAAGUGGUGCCGUUGUUGUCAACAAUGUGCACAGGAUAAACCGGGCUAUAACGACUUUGCAAGCUUUCGAAGUCGGACCAGUGAAUUCAAGAAACUUCGAAGCUCCAGGACCGAAGAUCGUCAGCUGCAAUUCUUGCAGCUGGAAAACCGCUUUGUCAGGCUUAUGAAUGGUAUUCUACGCAUCAACGCAAGAUACCAAGGCUCUAUGCUGGCAUCGUUUAAGAUCCCCAUGGAAAUAUCCCAACUUGAAAGAAACGUGGUGCCGUGGACCCCAGAUGAUCUUGCCAUUGCAUGCACAUCCUGCAGGAGACAGUUUGGUCUGACCUUGCGCAAACAUCACUGCAGGCUUUGUGGGAAACUCGUUUGCGAUAAUGCAAUAACGAAAUGCUCUAACAACAUUCCAGUGACCAACUUGGUGAACGCUGCUUCCGAUCUCCCGAUAGCUAAACCCGCAGAUGCUGCUAGUAUCGAAACAAGCAUCCGGGUUUGCUCCUCGUGUGUCCAGUCCCUGUUCCGGAAACGGAAGUUCGAAAAGGAGCUAGCGAUGCCGUUGUCCAUAUUAUUCCAACUUUACGAACGUAUGAGCACCAUUUCCUCUGUCGUUCUCUCAAUCGUUGCCAAUUUGGAAGAAGCAUCGCAAACUAAUUCUAGUUUAACAACGCCAGAUCCCUCGGAAGUUGCCAAACUAUCAAAGACUAGACGCAAGAUGGUGGAUUCUUUCUCCACCUAUGACCAGCUUACAAAGCAGCUUCUGAGACUAAAACCAAGAAAUGCAUCAGAAGGUAGAAUUCAAAGUGCUAUCAUUUCCAGGGCGUCUUCUUUCAUCCAGGAAAAUAUGCUCCCUUUAGGAAGAUUGACAGCAAAGUUAACAUCCCAAUCGCCUUCACCGGGCUCAUCGCAAGAAAGGAAUUCAGAUAAUUCUAAUAAAGACUUAAGCAUCAAAGAAAUAAAAGACUACAGGACUCAACUCAUGGUUAUCAAAGAGCAAAAGUUCCUGGUCGAGGAUAUGAUUGCUACAGCUACAAAACACCGCAAAUUCGAUGAGGCUUUGGUCUUGAGUAAGAACUUGGAGGAGUUGAAUCUACAAGCAGAUGGAUUGACCAACUUGUUGGGCGGUGAAGGUUUUAGCUAG
Messenger RNA from Lachancea sp. 'fantastica', 1566 nucleotides. NCBI's taxonomy places the organism in Eukaryota, Fungi, Ascomycota, Saccharomycetes, Saccharomycetales, Saccharomycetaceae. The record is from the annotation of a GenBank genome assembly.